GAGCAGGCAGCAAAAUUAAAGGCCCAGCUUGAGGCAGCGAGGGAAGCUAAGAAAAAUGCACCAGCUGUUCCUCAAGGUCAAGGUCGAAAGAAACAUGAUGAUGAUGACUUUGUGACCUUGACCCGAACUGAUAGGUCAGGGUUAGCUCGGCCUGUACCAGACAGUCAGCAUCCUGUAGAAUCGGGAGGAAAGAGGAGAAGGAAAAAGCAAAAGAUUGAGACACACACUGGUAAACAAGGGGAGAGAACUCAAUAUUUUGAUGAUGAUGACAAGUUUGACCUUAAAACACUGGUUGAACGAGAGAAAAUGGGUACAGCAGAAGAUCAAAACCAGAUGUUUGCCAGACUGGCUGGAAGGGCAGCCCAGAAAACGGAUGAUGAUUUUCAAGUUGAUGAUGUCUUCCUCAGUAAGGCUAAUAGAAAACAGUCCGAGUCUAUCCUGGAGCAAAAAGACAAAGCUGCAGCUAUAUACGAACAUAAGAAAAUGGCAGCAUCACUGGAGAAGUGUAGGUUUUGUUUUGGCAAUGUGCCAAAACAUCUUAUCAUUGCCAUUGGCACAAAGGUGUACCUGUGUUUACCAAACAACAAAUCUUUGUCUGAAGGUCACUGUUUAAUUGUACCAAUGCAGCAUGUAGCCUCAGGAACAACGGUUGAUGAAGAUGUAUGGAGUGAAAUACAGGUAUUUAGAAGAACACUUACAAAGAUGUUUGCAGAUCGAGACGAAGAUGUGGUGUUUAUGGAAACUAGUAUGAAGCUUAAACAGUUCCCGCAUAUGUGUAUAGAAUGUGUUCCCAUGGACAAAGAAGUUGGCGAUCUUGCACCUAUAUAUUUCAAGAAAGCCAUACAAGAGAGUGAGAGCGAAUGGUCACAGAAUAAGAAAGUUGUGGAUCUCAGUCAAAAAGAUAUCCGACACUCUGUUCCAAAAGGCUUUCCAUAUUUUGCGGUAGAUUUUGGUAACCAGGGUGGAUUUGCCCAUGUGAUAGAAGAUGAAAUCAAGUUUCCAUAUUAUUUUGGAAAGGAAAUCAUUGGUGGAAUGAUUGACGCUGAUCAUAGAUUAUGGAAGAAACCUCCAAAAGAGAAUUUUGAUGAGCAAAAGAAAAGUACUUUAGUUUUCUACCCUGUUUAA
Molecule: messenger RNA, 1125 nt
Organism: Ruditapes philippinarum (Manila clam)
Lineage: Eukaryota; Metazoa; Mollusca; Bivalvia; Venerida; Veneridae
Product: CWF19-like protein 2
Biological process (GO): mRNA splicing, via spliceosome
Cellular component (GO): post-mRNA release spliceosomal complex
Source: RefSeq, a predicted model, not a curated record